Messenger RNA from Gekko japonicus, 1792 nucleotides. It is a transcript of the gene TMEM230, whose product is annotated as transmembrane protein 230. Gene Ontology annotation, biological process: synaptic vesicle transport. Lineage: Eukaryota; Metazoa; Chordata; Lepidosauria; Squamata; Gekkonidae. The transcript is spliced from 4 exons. Bases 202 to 561 code for a protein of 119 amino acids. The record is from RefSeq and is a predicted model, not a curated record. Gene Ontology annotation, cellular component: endomembrane system; synaptic vesicle.
GGAAGCGGAAAGAGCUUGCAAAGACCGUAAACUUCCUGGUUUGCAGUCGCUCGGCUGCAGGACGAGGGAGAGAUGCUCGGCAAACAGUGAUGGGCUUGAUCUUCAGGUAGAUUGCUGCGAGCCAAAGGGCGCUCAUUUUUGCGGCACCGUCGAGAAGCCUUUCCAGAUUCCAGCUGCUGCUCACUCUUUUCCUUGGCAAAGAUGCCAUCCCGAACAAACAUUGCGGCUUCAAUCCCUAGUAGCAAAGUGAAAUAUUCCAAGCUCGCCAGUACUGAUGAAGGCUACAUCGACUUGCAGUUCAAGAAGAGCCCUCCAAAAAUCCCCUACAAGGCUAUUGCGCUGGCUACUGUGCUGUUCUUGAUUGGCACCCUUCUCAUUAUCAUUGGAGCCCUCCUCCUUGCAGGAUACAUCAGCAGGGGAGGAACAGACCGAGCUAUCCCCGUCUUGAUUAUUGGGAUCCUGGUUUUCCUUCCGGGCUUCUAUCAUUUGCGCAUUGCGUAUUUUGCUUCCAAAGGCUACCGGGGUUAUUCCUAUGAUGACAUCCCAGAUUUUGAUGACUAAGAAGAUUCUGCACUGUGGCAACUUGAUUCAAAUUGGGUCCAAGGAGCAAAAAAAAGCCUGAGCAUCUAAGUUAGCCAAUCAGGCCUGUUCUUGCACAAGGCAACUUGGCAAGUAUUGUAAACCAAUGGCAUAGUUUUUUUUGAAGAAUUUCUUUCUGAUGGAAAGAUUAGCUGAGAAAUGCAAAGCAAACGUGAGCAGCUGUCUGGGGAAACAUUUCCUCUUUUUUGAGGGGAAGUUUUUGAUGGUUAGUAAAAUGCAACUGGGCUUGUUGCCCCAUGGGAUGGGUGCACAGGUGUGAGAGAGAAAAAGAAAUUCAGGUAUUAAAUCUAUAGUAUUUCUUAUUAGGUUUUUUUUAAAAAAAGAAUAUUAUCAUUUAGAGCAAGACACCUGCAAUAUUGUAACAAGUGUGUAUCUCCUUUCUAAGGAUUACAUCUCAGUAAUAUUUUUCAGACAAAUUAAUUGGAUGGGAUCUAGCCAUUAUGGCCACUACAAGUUAACACUUGGUGCAUGACUGGGACCAGUGGAGGACAAUAGGGUUGUUUGUUGAUCCCCUCCUGGGAGCUGGCUCAGGGAAGACUUCAAAGUAAAUCAAAAGCAAAAAUACAUAAAAUCAGAUUUGUGUUUUGAAGCAGAAAAUCAAACCCAUUGCCACACAAACAUAUAAUCUCGUCUGUUCCCUGCCUCUCCUAUACAGCCUACACAGCCAAGAAAAGAAAAAAGUCAUUUCUCAGACCCUGCCAUCAUGAAUAAAGGCACUGGUGUGAUAUCCAUGGCCAGCAAACCCUUUAGUGUCACUAUCUGACCGUCUGGUUGAUGCAAAAUGCACCAGAGGUUCAUGUCGAACAGGCUGGGGUCAUUGGCAGGCCUUGCUGAGCCUCCUCCUUCACAGAGUAAGAUCGCAGGCAUGUAGCAAGUGCCACAUCAAAGGUUCCUCAGCUCUUUGUCAGUGGACUUCAGUGUGGAUAGUCAGGCAGGACCCUGCUUUGCCUCUGUUGUGGCCACUGCCUAAAUGCUAUGCAAUGUUCCUGAACCAGAUGCGUGGAAAAUCUUCUCUAUCUAUAGACAAGUUAUUCUUUGGCAUUGGGUUUUUUAAGCUGUGCGUUUAUCUCUGGAUCAUUUAACUCAAUUUUCAGCUUAGAAAGUGGAGGAAAGCUUAAGUAUGCAAUGAGAAGUUCUAAUCUGCAGUUACAGGAUAUGUAUUUAAUACAAAUAAAGACCACAUUUUGUUUGA